Molecule: messenger RNA, 1552 nt
Organism: Orbicella faveolata
Lineage: Eukaryota; Metazoa; Cnidaria; Anthozoa; Scleractinia; Merulinidae
Product: craniofacial development protein 2-like
Source: RefSeq, a predicted model, not a curated record
UUUACGCCUCCUUUGUCAGUCUCUGUCAGGAAAACCUCUACAGAAACCACUGGCCCUCCAGGUUAGGGGUUGGGCGUGGGGUCAACAACUCCACCCCGUAAAAACUAUCUAGUUACGGAAACCGAAACUAUGAAUUCAAAUCCGCAGGGUCCUAUGGAAAUUUCAAGCCAAGCUACAGAGCUAGGCAGUAUGACGACUCCUAGUGAAAACCCAUCACGGGAAGCUAUGAGCUCAAGGAGGAGUUUUCUUGGGCCCAAAACGAUGAUAUGACUUCCAUCACGGAACGUCCGCACAAUUUUUGAAACUGGUAAGACGGCACAGGUUGCGAAGGAGAUGGAAAGAUAUGACCUGGACAUCCUUGGUGUUAGUGAAUGUAGAUGGACUGGCGCAUGAAGAUGAGAUGGCUUCACAAUUUUGUUUUCCGGGAAAGAAAUUACACAUGCAAAUGGUGUUGAGCUUAUCAUCAACAGAAGCACAGAAAAGACCCUUAUUGAAUGGGAGCCUGUCAGCGACAGAAUCAUCAGAGCAAGGUUCCAUUCCAAAUAUUCCACUAUACUACAAUGUUGUGCCCCUACAAACGAGGCUGAGGACGAGGUAAAAGACGACUGGUAUGAACAGCUCCAGUAUGAAGUAUCCAGAGUCCCUCAACAUGACUUGCUUUUGAUAAUGGAAGAUAUUAAUGCUAAAGUUGGCUUGGACAACAGCAACUGCGAAGCUGCUAUGGGGAAGCAUGGCUGUGGCAGUAUUGAUGACAAUGGAGAAAGGUUGGUUGAUUUUUGUUUGAACAAUAACUGUAUAAUAGGGAGUAAAAUCUUCCCCCACAAGAACAUUCAAAAACUGUCCUGGAAAUCCCCCGAUGGUCGUACAAUCAACCAGAUCGACCACGUAAUAAUCAACAAGAAGUGGAGGAGAUCCCUUCUGGAUGUAAAAGUAUAUCUGGGUGCAGAUGUAAGCAGUGAUCACAACAUGCUAUUCGCAAAAAUGAAGUUAAAGCUUAUGGCUGUAGACUCCAAUAAACAACGCAGGAGAGUGUAUGACAUCAACCGACUGAAAUCGCAAGAGGUCAGAAGAAACUUCAGCAUUGAACUUAAGAACAGGUUUGCUGCACUUGCCGCUCUUGAGGAUGAAACAGAUCAGGAUCCAGUGGAGUGCUCAUGGAAUCGAUUCAAGGAAGCGUAUGCUGAUGCUGCAAAGAAAGCUGUCGGCUUUAAGAAAGAAGACCAAGAAAUGGUUAUCAGCUGAAACUUGGGCCAGAAUAGAAGCUAGGAGGGAGGCAAAGGAGAAGAUGCUGAAUGCUAAAUCGUCAAAGCAGAUUUAACGGACACAGCAGGAGUACAAGAUCAAAGACAGAGAAGUGAAGCGGUGUGGAAGAAAGGACAAGGGGAACUUCAUCAAGAAACUGGCUAGCGAAGCAGAGGAAGCAGCAAGAGAAGAGAGAGUUUGGUACAGUUUACAAGAUCACUAAACAGCUUUGUGGCAACAACACCAACCACAGCAUGCAGAGGAACCAGCAGAUCCACCACCUUCUGAAUCAUAUCUUGAUUUAGUAGAA